Messenger RNA from Phascolarctos cinereus (koala), 4056 nucleotides. The record is from RefSeq and is a predicted model, not a curated record. NCBI's taxonomy places the organism in Eukaryota, Metazoa, Chordata, Mammalia, Diprotodontia, Phascolarctidae.
UAGGCUAGAGCAGGAGGAUGGGUUCCAGCCCAGAAGGCAUCCAUCCCAGGCUAGGGGAGGAUGAGGGACACAGGGAGGCUUGUCUGAAAGGAAGGACGGGGCUGGGGCUGCGGCUGGCUGGUACGUGCACCCAGGCUGGGAGCUCUGUUUCUUUGUGAGCAGGGCUCUAGGCCUUUGUCAUCUUCACUCCUUUUCCCACCUUGGGCUAAUCCCACCCCUGUUCCCCUCUAAUUCCCACAACCACUUAGUCCCUCAUUGACUCUCCAAAGUCCCCUUCUCCCUUGCGGCCCCUCCAUGGCCCUACAAAGAAUCAACUCCAUGCAGGUAGGAAGCCCAUUAGAGAGUAAUGGAGACCUCCCAAAGGGAAGGCAUUCUGUCAUUUAGUUGUGUGUGCUGGACCCCCUACUCUCUCAAGGCAAUUCCUUGCAAGUUUACCCCUCCCCUGGCCCAGACCCUAAGGCCACAUCUCCCCACCCUCAGCUGCGUCCCCACCGACCCAGCCCUUCUGCCCACCAUGGCCAAGAGCGGAGAGGUCCCACCCCGAGCCAGCCCUGCCUCCACCUCGGACCCCCACAUCAUCAAGGUGACAGUGAAGACUCCCAAGGACAAGGAGGAGUUUGCAGUACAGGACACUUGCACCAUCCAGCAGCUGAAGAAGGAGAUCUCUCAGCAUUUCAAGGCUCACCCUGACCAACUGGUCCUUAUCUUUGCUGGAAAGAUCCUCAAGGACCCAGACUCCCUGGUCCAGUGUGGCAUUCAUGAUGGGCUCACCAUACACCUAGUCAUCAAGAUGCAGAAGCGGGGUGGGGGACCAGAAUGCCUGGCCCCUGGCCAGCUAGCCCCAUCGCCUCCACCCCCUCCAUCCCCACCACCAGUCCCAGUCCACCCUGGCGGAGCACACUCCUUCACUCUGGGUGUCCUCAAGGGGCUCAGUGGAAUGGGUCUCACGUCUGGCAGCUUUCCUGACCUGCAGAGCCAGCUGUGGCACCACAUUUCUGUGCCCGAGCUGGUGGCCCAGAUUAUCGAUGACCCCUUCAUCCAGGGCCUCCUCUCCAAUACGGGCCUGGUCCAUCAGCUGGUCCAUGACAAUCCCUACAUGCAGCAACUGAUCCAGCAUAACCCAGAGAUUGGUCAUAUCCUCAACAACCCAGAAAUCAUACGCCAGACCCUAGAAUUACUGCGUAACCCAGCCAUGAUGCAGGAAAUGAUGCGGAGCCAAGACAGGGCACUCAGUUACCUGGAGAGCAUCCCUGGUGGUUAUAAUGCCUUGCGGACCAUGUACACCGAUGUCAUGGACCCUAUGCUAAAUGCAGUGCAGGAGCAGUUCGGUGGGAACCCCUUUGCAGCUGCUGCCGCCACCUCCAGUACCAACAGUUCAGGAUGUAGUCAGCCCUCUCGGACUGAGAACUGUGACCCCCUCCCCAAUCCCUGGGCCAGCCAAUAUGGGAUCACAGCUGGAGGAUGGGAGUGGCAGCAUGGGGGCCAGGAUUCCAGGCAUGUCACACUCAGAUCAAACUCCCAAGAAGGGUCUCCUGGCUUCCCAAGCAUAGGGCUAGCAGGCUACCUACAGCAGGUCCCUGAUACCCCACAGGGCCUGGGUGCUUACUUGCAGAGGCCGCCAUCCCUUCUGGGUCUUGAUCAAGAGCCUGGUCCAACAACUCUAUCAGGUGGCCAUGUGUCCCCCACAGUACCCCCAGCCCAGCAGUCUGGGACCAGACAGUCCUUACACAAAGAGCCUCUUGCAGUCAAAGCCAAGUCCACCUGCCCUGCAUUUCUGAGACCCUCUACAACUAGCCGCUCCAAUAGGGAUAAGGAGGAAAAUGUUAGUGUAGGCCCCAAGGGCCAUAGCACCAACAUGCCCAAUCUAGUGUCAGGUCUGACAGCCACCAGUGGGGAUGGCUUUAUGACCUCAUCCCCAGCCCCACUCGCUGGAGCCCCCCAGGCACCAGAGCCUGCAUGGCUGGCUACGCCAACCUAUGUGAGGCCCCCACGACCAGUCACCUUGGACACCUCCUCUCGGGGUGCCCUACGAUUUCAGGAGGAGAUGCAAAGUCAGCUUCCACUGCUUGUCCACCUCCAAGCAGCUAUGGCAAACCCUCGCGCCUUACAGGCCCUCUUGCAAAUUGAGAAUGGCCUACAAACAUUGGCCACCGAGGCUCCCCGUCUCCUGCUCUGGUUCAUACCUUCCCUGGGAGUCCUGGGGAUCCCAUCAGUCAUUGCUGAGGCUGAGAUGGGCACCUUUCCCCUAAACCAUCCAACAUCAGUGGCAAACCCAGAGGAGCCCCCAGAAAUAGCUGCCCGAACUGUGUCCCUGGUCGAGGCUUGGCUGGGCAUGGAGAGGGCCCGGGAGGAAGCAGGCGACAGCAGGCUGGUGGCAGGCCGGGAGUCGCCGCGCAUCAUCACAGUAAUAGCAAAGACCCCGCAGGAGCGCCAGGAGUUCACCCUGGCAGAAAACUGCAGUAUCAGGGAGUUCAAAGAGCAGAUCUCAAAACGUCUUAACUGUGAUGUGAAUCGUCUGGUGCUUAUCUUUACAGGGAAGAUCCUGCGAGACCAGGACACACUGAACCAGAGGGGAGUCCUCGAUGGCACCACUGUCUAUCUGGUGGUGCGGAACCGCUUUCCUGGAUUCACCUGCUCAUGCCAUACAACUGCCACUCCUGCAUCCUCAAAUCAACCUCUCCCAGGUAGCAACAGCCCCGGGUCUUCAGACAGCACAGGGGCUGCUGGUCUGCUGGCCAGGCUGGGCCGCAUAGCCCAGUGCUCCCCGGAUCUGGCAGACUUCCUUGGCCAUCUGACUCAGCUCCUCAUGGCAGUCCCUGAAGCUAUGGUGCAAUUUCUGGAUGAUCCCUCCACACAAGGUCUGCUGGGUGAAACGCCAUCCAGCACUGAUCCUUCUCCUGGCACUGGACCCGGACGGCUGGUGGCUCAGCCACAGACUGCUCCACCAGCCCAAGCUGCUGAGACAGUGCCUGAGGCCCUGAGGAGCCCUGCUCUGCUGAGGGAAUUGUUGAUGCUAAGAGCAGAUGAGAGAGGCCAGGGGGCUUUAAAGGCUGUUCCUGGGGGCGACAAUGCUCUGCGACAGGUCUAUGCUGAUAUCCAACAGCUGAUGCUCACAGUUCCGGCCUCAGCUCACUGCGCCAAAGGCCCGGCUUCCUUGUCUGGUUCUUCUAGUUCUUCUCCCUCAGUGGGGCCUCUUCGUCUGGGAAAUACGUGGCCUGGGGUGCAGGGCCAGGUUCUGGGAGCCUCAACACAACCUACGUCACCCUAUAGCUCUGGUAUGCCCAAUCUGUGCAUGGGUUUGGGACCUGGAUCACAGGAUGUGUCCCCAACUAUGGGCAAAGGCUCCCUGCCAGGCCCAUCCAUACCCUCUGCAUCUACCCUGAGAAAUGCUCUGCAUGUACUGCAUCAAAACCCAACCCUAUUGCACCAGCUCACUGCCGGUAGCCCUCUGAGGCCCCGUCUGCCACUGCUACCUAUCCUCACUAAUCCACGGGCUCUACAGGCUUGGCUACAGAUUGAGCAGGGCCUGCAGACACUCUCUGUGGAAAUUCCAGGGCUGGAACCCUGCCUUCGGGGUUCUGGAAGGCCCCAUGGGAGUCAUGGGGGAGGUGUGGCUGGUAGGUCAAACUCUCGAGUGUCCUCCCAGCAACCCACACUAGCUGUGCUGCAGCUCCUCCAGGCCUUGGCCCAUGCGAACCCCAAUACCCUUCAGACCCCACCGCCACCACUACUGCCACCACCCCCAGCAGAGGGCCGCUUCCAGCAGGAACUGGACCAACUGAAGGCAAUGGGCUUCUCCAACCAUGAUGCCAACAUGCAAGCACUGAUUGCCACUAGCGGAGACAUCCAUGCCGCUAUUGAGAGGCUGCUGGGCCCCCUCAGGCCUAGCACCCUGACUGCUACCCUGGGGAGCCUGGACAGGGAGAGGGAGAGAGAGAGGAAGAGGAAAUAACUCAUUUUCGGAUAAUCUCCUAUGCAAAUCAGAGAUCACUGUGGACAGCACCGCUCUGGCCGCUGUCUCAUUCUCCACUAAAAGGCUGCUGCUUGGCCACAUGU